Molecule: messenger RNA, 3790 nt
Organism: Musa acuminata AAA Group (dessert banana)
Lineage: Eukaryota; Viridiplantae; Streptophyta; Magnoliopsida; Zingiberales; Musaceae
Product: 5'-3' exoribonuclease 3-like
Exons: 23
Coding region: 124-3453 (1109 amino acids)
Biological process (GO): nucleobase-containing compound metabolic process
Cellular component (GO): nucleus
Molecular function (GO): nucleic acid binding; zinc ion binding; 5'-3' RNA exonuclease activity
Source: RefSeq, a predicted model, not a curated record
UCGUGGACAUCGCCGCCUUGUUUAGGGUUUCUCCCUCUCGCCCGCUUCUUGUUCUUCUUCUCCUCCUCCUCGGGUCGAUCGAAGGGUUAGGGUUCGUGAGGUAGAGAGGAAGGCUGCGACGCGAUGGGAGUGCCGGCGUUCUAUCGGUGGCUCGCGGAGAAGUACCCGAUGGUGGUGGUGGAUGUGGUGGAGGAGGAGCCGGUCGAGAUCGAGGGCGUCAAGGUCCCCGUCGACACCUCCAAGCCCAACCCCAAUGGCCUCGAGUUCGACAACCUCUACCUCGACAUGAACGGGAUCAUCCACCCCUGCUUCCACCCCGAGGACCGGCCUGCUCCUACAACCUUCGAUGAAGUCUUCCAGUGCAUUUUUGAUUAUAUUGACAGACUGUUUGUCAUGGUCCGCCCCCGGAAGCUUCUAUAUAUGGCAAUUGAUGGUGUUGCACCAAGAGCUAAGAUGAACCAGCAGCGCUCUAGACGAUUCAGGGCAGCGAAAGAUGCAGCUGAUGCGGCAGCAGAAGAAGAAAGGCUGCGUCAAGAGUUUGAAAGUGAGGGCAGAAAGCUCCCUCCUAAACAGGAAUCACAAGUUUUUGAUUCGAAUGUUAUUACCCCUGGGACUGAAUUCAUGGCUGUUUUAUCAACUGCACUGCAGUACUAUAUACAUCUUCGGCUAAAUUAUGACCCUGGUUGGAAACGAAUAAAAGUUCUCCUUUCUGAUGCAAAUGUUCCUGGUGAAGGGGAACACAAAAUUAUGUCAUACGUCCGGCUUCAACGAAAUUUACCUGGUUAUGAUCCAAAUACUCGACACUGUCUUUAUGGAUUGGAUGCGGACUUGAUCAUGUUAGCUUUGGCCACACAUGAGGUGCACUUUUCAAUCUUGAGAGAGAUUGUUUUCACUCCCGGGCAGCAGGACAAGUGCUUCUUGUGUGGUCAGAUGGGCCAUUUAGCAGCAAAUUGCCAAGGGAAUGCUAAAAGAAAAUCUGGAGAGUUUGAUGAGAAGAGUGAAGAUGUUUCUGUUGCAAAAAAGCCUUACCAGUUCCUUAACAUUUGGACUCUUCGAGAAUAUCUGGAAUAUGAAUUCAGAAUCCCUAAUCCUCCUUUUGAAGUUGACUUUGAGCGCAUAGUUGAUGAUUUCAUCUUCAUAUGUUUCUUUGUUGGAAAUGACUUUCUACCCCACAUGCCAACUUUGGAAAUUCGAGAGGGUGCCAUAAAUUUGUUAAUGGCUGUAUACAAGAAGGAGUUUAUGGUGAUGGGUGGUUAUUUGACAGACUCGAGCACGCCCAACUUGAGCAGAGUUGAACAUUUUAUCCAGGCUGUAGGGUCCUAUGAGGAUAAAAUAUUCCAGAAAAGGUCUCGUUUGCAUCAGCGUCAGGCAGAAAGAAUUAAGCGUGAAAAGGCUCAAAUAAAAAGAGGAGAUGAUAUUGAUCCUCAAGUGAGGACCGAUCUUAUAGUUCCUGUUACUCGUUUUCAAGGUUCGCGGCUCGCAUCUGGUGCUUUGCCUUCACCAUAUCAACAAAUAGGUUCUUCGUACAAUUUGGAAAGCACAGUAUCUAUGAGAAGAGAAAAUCAAGUAGGCCGAUCUACCGGUGCCAUGCCAGUUGACAUCCAGACUAGUCGAUCUAGAACAUACGACAGCAAAGGGGUUAACGACCGAGCCCGAAAAAUUGCACGGCUUUCUUCUUCUGGAGCAACUAUCGGUGCAGCCAUUGUUGAGGCUGAGAACAGUUUUGAAGUAGAAAUCUGUGAAAAUAGGGAGGAAUUGAAGACAAAGCUUAAGGAAUUGCUUAAGGAGAAGUCUGACCUUUUUAACUCUGAAAAUCCAGUGGAGGACAAGGUAAAACUAGGAGAGCCGGGAUGGAAAGAUAGAUACUAUCAAGAAAAGUUUUCUGCAAAAUAUCCUGAGGAAAUUGAAGCAAUUCAAAAAGAUGUUGUUUUAAGGUACACUGAAGGCUUAUGCUGGGUCAUGCAUUAUUAUUAUGAGGGAGUUUGCUCAUGGCAAUGGUUUUAUCCAUAUCAUUAUGCUCCUUUUGCUUCUGACAUGAAGGAUCUGGGUGGCUUGAACAUAAGCUUUAAGCUUGGUUCACCUUUCAAACCAUUUGAUCAGUUAAUGGGGGUGUUUCCAGCUGCAAGUGCACAUGCACUUCCUAUACAUUAUAGGAGAUUGAUGUCAGAUCCAACAUCACCAAUUCUGGAUUUCUAUCCAACUGAUUUUGAGGUGGAUAUGAAUGGAAAGAGAUUUUCUUGGCAGGGUAUCGCCAAGCUGCCUUUUAUAGAGGAAAUUCGCUUACUGUCUGAAAUUAAAAAAGUGGAGCAUACUUUAACGGAAGAGGAGGCACGUCGAAACAGCAUAAUGUCCGACAUGCUUUUUGUGAAUGUUUCUCACACACUUUCUCCAUACAUAUUCUCUCUGACAAGCAGGUUCUCACAUUUGUCUGCCAAGGAACUGGCUGAAGUGAAAGAGAAACUUGACCCUGCAUCCAGUGGUGGAAUGAAUGGGUAUCUAUGUCUUUGUAGUGGAGAUCCAUGCCCUCCUAUCUUUAGAUCUCCUGUUAAAGGAAUGGAAGAUAUAAUGGAUAAUCAAGUCAUAUGUUCAAUUUACAAACUUCCAGAUGCACAUAAGCACAUCACCCGGCCACCGGCUGGUGUUAUUAUUCCAAAGAAGAUUGUCACAGCUGGUGACUUGAAGCCACCACCAGUUCUGUGGCAUGAAGAUACUGGCAGGAAGCCAUUUGAAAAUGGAAGGCAAAAUCCACCUGGAUCCAUCUCUGGCAAACAACUAGGAGAUGCUGCACAUCGGCUAGUCAAGAACAGCUUACAAAUAAGUAGGGACCAUUACAGUGGUGAUUCUAGGGCUGCUCCAUUGUCUUACAAUACCAGCACAAAUGGUCUGCCGUAUUCAGGUGGCGGGCACCAUGUUGGGGAUCAGAGAGCAGCAGCAGCAGCUAGGGCAGGCCAUCAGGUUGGUCAUUCACAACAUUACGACCCUAGAAAUGAUUCAGGUGAUGGUCAUGGGCGAUGGUAUGAUUCUACCACAUCGACUCAUUACUAUGAAAGAUCAUUGGGAUCUCAGUAUGAAAGAGAUCAUUACAGUAGUAGGUCAUAUUACGACCCCCAUAGUGGAAGCAGCCACCCUGAUGCCAGAGGCAGAGUUCCAGCUUAUAACUACCCGCAGGGUGGUGGAUAUCCUUAUCCUUCUGCUAAUCGACCGGUACCUCAACACGGACCCUAUGCUCAUACUCAGGCUCCAUACAAUGCUAACUACGGGGGCUACCAUUCCUAUGCAACCCAGCAGUGGGAGGAACAAUAUGGAGAUGAGAGGGCACCACCACCAAGUCAGCACACUACCGGGAGAUCAUUUGGUCACCACCAGCAAACCACCAAUCGGUACACUGCUCUGGAUAGGAGCCUGAACAGCAGGAGGCCACCGCCGCCACCACCGGGGUUUGGCAGACAAUAAUACCCUGCUCUGGGUAGCGGCAAUAACCGCGGUUGCGGAAAUGUUGUACCAUAGCGACAUCCUUCUCGUUCCAGCGAUCAAGUUAUUUGUACUAGCAGCAAGCAGCAAUUUCUUUCCAUUCUGACUGACGAAGACCUCGGUGCCAUUGUAAUUGAGAGGCCACGAUUAGCUAGAUGGCCUUAUAUAUAUAUAUCUUUUCCCGCAAUUAUAAAAUUGUUCAGCUUAUAGGCUGUAUUGUAGACCAAUCAAUCGGAGUUAGUUUGAGGAGGUGGUUUUAAAUCUGUAAGCUCUACCUUUUUAUCUUUUUUUGGAUCAAUUUAAUAUCGUCUAUGAUUCA